GUGUGCAAUCGAUAUGCCAUCAGACAGAGAACACGUUGAAUCCAAAGAAUGCAUAUUGUACCAAUUAACAAACAUAUAGUGGGUAUGCGACAUAGAAUACUUGUUUAUAUAUUUUGUGAGCAAUAGAUGAUGAGGUGUAGUCGUUAACCAAGAAUUUAGUACCAAUGCUAUUAUUCUAUCGAAGCAUAUCCUUGAUGUCUAUCAUGAAUGCUUUAGGAGGAAUCUACGUUUUUAUAUGUAAAUUACAAGUGAACCAUUACCACUUCGCAUCUAAGGAAUAGCCGUAUUUGUUACACAUCCGUACAUAAGUUACCAUAUGUUACUCGAAGAAUACCGAAAGGUUGUUUUAGACGAACCUACUAUCAAAAAUAAUGAUGGUUAUGACGUGUUUGUACACGGGAGUUCCAUAAGUCCAGAUGGCUCCAUUUUCAUCGCAAUUUUUAGCGAUCGGCGUAUCGGUGUAUACCCAUUUGGCAAUGGUAUAGACAAUUCGUCUGAUGAUGUUGAUUGUGGAAUCUCUGAUGUGCUACGUCCAAGAUUCCACAUAAAAUCCAUCGAUGAGAUUAGAAGUGUCUGUUUCUUUCCGAAUUACCAUGAAAACAACCCAGAUUCAUGUUGUUUACUUACUGCUUCAAGAGGUACUCCGAUACAUCUAUAUGACACCCACAAGGGACAGCGUCAUUUUACUUUUAAACCUAAUAAUAUUAGAGAUGAAUUGGCAGAAGUAUAUUCUUUAAAUUUCCAACCGUUGGGGAAAUACUUCCUCGGGGGCAGCAAAUCUACAAUACAUGUAUUCGACAUAGAAAUGCCAGGACAUAGUAUAGAGGUACGGCCACUGUCUACCAGAAGCGGAAACAAAUUCGGAAUCGUAUCAGCAAUAAGCCACAACCCCUAUGCAGCAACAAUGUAUGCGUGUGGUGAUUAUAACUCAAAUAUUGGUGUCUUCGACCAUAACGAAUCUAGACAAAGAAGCAUCUAUGCGCCUUUCACAGAUGAUGAACAUAAACUUGGUCCUGUUACACAGGUUAAAUGGUUUGAUGAUCAUACCUUAUUGGUCGGAUCGCGAUCAGAUAAUCAUAUCCGAGCAUUCGAUAUUAGGGGAAACAAAUAUUCGCCAAUCAUGAGAUAUCAUAGACCAUCCAGAACCAACCAGCGAAUUACAUUCGACGUACGUAACGACCAAAUAGUGUCCGGUACUGAUGACGGCAAUUUGGUUAUAUACAAUGGGAAAACUGGCAAUGCUCUAACGAAAACAAAGAUCUGUGAUACCGUAGUGUCUAGCGCCAGUUAUCACCCUAAAUUGCCUGUAAUUGUCACAUCUAGAGGGACUAGGGUAUACAGUGCAUAUAAAACUGAUGAUAAGGAGAACAAAACAGCAAUUCAAUUGUGGAAAUAUGCAAUAGUAGAGAAAUAAAAUGAAAAUCGAUUCCCUUUAUAAUUCUGACAAUACGACACCUAGAACAUUGCACAAAAUCCAUAGGGGAGAUGAUAAACUGGAGGUCAGGAAGAGUUACAACU
Babesia bovis T2Bo is the source of this 1518-nucleotide messenger RNA. RefSeq lists its product as uncharacterized. The transcript has 7 exons. Bases 317 to 1414 code for a protein of 365 amino acids. Gene Ontology annotation, molecular function: protein binding. The record is from RefSeq and is a predicted model, not a curated record. NCBI's taxonomy places the organism in Eukaryota, Apicomplexa, Aconoidasida, Piroplasmida, Babesiidae.